Molecule: messenger RNA, 585 nt
Organism: Aspergillus calidoustus
Lineage: Eukaryota; Fungi; Ascomycota; Eurotiomycetes; Eurotiales; Aspergillaceae
Source: the annotation of a GenBank genome assembly
AUGAAGCUCGAACUCAUCUCUUCUCUCCUCCCUCUCAUGGUGGCCGCCGCUCCAGCAACAGCGCCAGCUGCUGAACAUCCAGCGGCCUUCACCGUGAUGGCCUCUCGCUCCGCUUCCCCCAUCCACUUCCUCCCUAUGAACGCCGCAGGCCAGUCAUUCUGGCUCGGUGGGUCUCCAGCAACAUACUGCCCGCUCCCUUCCGGAUGCUCUCCAGGCGACCUGACCGUCCUCGCCGGCAACGGCGGGUCCCUUAGCGUCACCGUCCCUGGCGGCCAACAGAUCUAUGUCUCCCCCGAGGGCGCCCUCAAGUUCACCCAAGCCCACUCCGCGAGCAUCCCCGCCGGCUCUUCCCGCGGCCCAUUCGAGUACGUCCCUGGUGCGGCCAACCAGCCCUUCGGCCACUACGUGUACUCCGGCUGGGGCGCGUCGGGCUUCAUGGCUUGCCCUACGGAGGAUAGCAAGUGGCAGGUCUUUGCCGCGCUGCAGAACGCCACUGUGCCCAGUGGGAAUGUCCAGGAUUGCUUGGGCUUCUCGGCUAUUGCGACGCCGACCAACGAGACCGGCAACGCGUGGCAGUACACCUAA